CUUAUACAUGUUGAAAUGUCAUUGAGUCAGUGGGGUCCUUACGACGGUUCUUAAUAAUUUGGGGUGACAGUGACUUAAAUGUGAACUGCUCUUUGCUUUUCAAACGCUUGCACUUAACAGUGUCUUAAUUGAGCUUUAAACUUUUAUUUUAAAAACUUGAAAUACGUACGUACACAAUGUUGUCCAUUGAUAAUGAUUAAUAUAUAUUCAAAUAAUAAGCUAAUUUAUUCUGAAUCUGACUGAAUGUUAACAUAACUAGACAAAUAAACAACAUUUUAAGUCAACAUUACAGUGACUUAAAAUGUUACAAAUGCAGUGGGGUCCUUAUGAGAAUCCUUCAUAAAUUUGAAGACAUUUUCCAUAGAACUGCAGAGAAUAUGAAGAAGGAACUUAAUAUGAUCAACCUGAUUUUUCAGAUGACUUGUGUCAGCAAUUUCGGUUAAGUUCAUAGAAUUGAGGAGGGGUACUACAGGAAGUACUACCUCUUUAGACCACAUAAUGGUUUUCCCCCUUGCAUGUGAUGUCAAAUACACCUCAUUGGACAGAACCCAGAGAUUUGUGUAGUGGAAAAAGUACAGGCCAACACGUGGUCCCACACCGUAUAAGGCGGAUAGAAUCUGUUAGGUGAUCAUAUUCAUGACAACCAACUACUGACAGCGCAUCAAGAUACACUGAUCAGCGACAGACCACCGACUCAAACAUGAGAACUUACUGCAUCUUCAUCUCCUGUCUGGUGCUCUUCGCCGUCUGCUCAAUUACUCGCAGUGAAUGGAGCAAUGGUCCAGAUAAGUGCUGCUUUUCUUUUUCCAAUGUAAGAAUCCCAGUAAUGCAGGUUGAGAGUUACCAUACAACACAUCUCGAAUGCCACAGGAGUGGAAUAGUUUUCAUCACAAAAACUUCAAACGAGAUCUGUGCUGACCCAACAGAGAGAUGGGUUCAGAGACUGAAGAACCUUGUGGAUGCUCAUACCCUGAAGGAGAUGGCAUCAGAGGGCAGCUCCAGGGACAGUGUCUAAUGCGUGAACUACUCUUCUCUUUUCAACUAUUGGACUGAACAAUUUCUAAAAUUAUUUUUAAGCUUUUAUUUAAAUGUAUAUAUAUAUAUAUAUAUAUAUAUAUAUAUAUAUAUAUAUAUAUAUAUAUAUAGAUAGAUAGAUAGAUAGAUAGAUAGAUAGAUAGAUAGAUAGAUAUGUAUGUAUGUUCCUUCACAAUGCUGUUUUUACUGCACAGUUGAUUGUCAUUAUGUAUUCCAAGCAUAUUUAAGCAAAAUAUUUCAAAUUUAAUCUGAACCUGUUUAAAAUGUAACAUUACUACACAGAAAUAAACAAUGUCA
Molecule: messenger RNA, 1332 nt
Organism: Myxocyprinus asiaticus (Chinese sucker)
Lineage: Eukaryota; Metazoa; Chordata; Actinopteri; Cypriniformes; Catostomidae
Product: C-C motif chemokine 3-like
Exons: 3
Coding region: 701-1015 (104 amino acids)
Biological process (GO): cellular response to type II interferon; cellular response to tumor necrosis factor; positive regulation of ERK1 and ERK2 cascade
Cellular component (GO): extracellular region
Molecular function (GO): CCR chemokine receptor binding; chemokine activity
Source: RefSeq, a predicted model, not a curated record